UCUCCAAGCUGUCGGCACGCAAGCCUCUCUGUGAUAUAUGAACUAUGCGGGCUAUCUGCGACCAAACAUUUUGACAGUUUAAAACAUGUGUGAAUUGUAACAGUUCUUGUUAAGUGAAAUUAGCGAAUACGCAACUACCGUGCAGUGAACUGGAAUUUAGUAUCUGAUUACAAGAAGUGCCUUGAUUGUGGACGAAAUUGAGGACAAACAGAUUGCUGAAGACAGGAUGGCUGCCUCGCACAUCCUGAGCGCGGUGGAGCCGACUGUGGGCGGUAACGGCUCUCGGGGCGGCCGCGAGAGGGAAGUAUCCGUCGCGUUGGACGACCGCGAGCUGUGGGUGCGCUUCCAGACGCUCACCAACGAGAUGAUCGUCACUAAGAAUGGAAGACGCAUGUUUCCUGUGGUCAAAGUUACGGCAAGCGGAUUGGACCCCACAGCUAUGUACACAGUUCUACUGGAGUUUGUUCAAGUAGACUCACAUCGAUGGAAAUACGUCAAUGGUGAAUGGGUUCCCGGUGGAAAAGCAGAAGUACCUCCAUCAAAUGCAAUAUAUAUCCACCCAGAAAGUCCUAAUUUUGGAGCCCAUUGGAUGAAAGAACCUAUAUCGUUCGCUAAAGUAAAACUUACGAAUAAAACCAAUGGAAACGGCCAGAUUAUGUUGAACUCAUUGCAUAAAUACGAGCCUCGAGUACAUCUAGUGAAAGUUGGCACUGACUUGCGUCGCAUCAUGACGUAUCCAUUCCCGGAGACGCAAUUCAUAGCAGUGACCGCUUACCAGAACGAAGAAGUGACGUCACUCAAGAUUAAAUAUAAUCCUUUCGCCAAAGCGUUCUUGGACGCGAAAGAAAGGCCAGAGGGAUAUUAUCAAAGAGAUUUCGUAGGAACACAUUACCCGCAACAAAGUUCGUCGCCUCAUCAAUACCCACAAUUUGGUGGCUGGUUCGUAGCGUCGCAGUCUUUGUAUGGCAGUAGUAACGCAGCUUCGAGGCGGCCCGCCCCGUACCCGCCACGGCCGCCCUCACGACCUAGAACAUUAUCCCCUCCUUCGUCUUAUAGCAACUCAGAUCGUACUUCAUCUGCGGCUCCGAAUAGCAGUAGUUACACGUGGGCUGGUAGCAGUGGCUACUGGAGCUCGGCGCAAGGAGGCAGUUCUCCUCAGCCUAAUUCGUCGCCGGGGCCGUACCGCACGCCUCCACACGCGUACCCAGCACCUCUAGAGUACGCCCCUGCGCCUCCUACUAGCACAUCGGCGCCGGCCUCAGCGCCAGCGCCGCUGUACCCGUUACAGUACGAAACUCCUGCCCAGCACCACUCGCCAUACUACCAACACGCGUAUGCGCCUUACGCCCAUCACGCUAUUGAAGAUAUUUCUUAUUGGCCGAAUAGCCUGAACAGUUACGGGUACCAACCAACGGAGUAUGUGGGAACUGGUGAAGUCCCUUACGGCGCGGAAGGCAUGCCAUUUGGUCCUACCGGUCCCACGCUCGAGUCCGCCGCAGGUGAGGGAAGAACCACCCCUGCUGGCUCCGAGCACGCUUCUACAGAAAGAGAAUACAAGUUUAACACGGAAGAGGAACGCCAAUCGCCUUGCGACGACGCUAAUUUACCGCCACGGUCUCCUACACAGUGAAAACGAAUAUUGUGAAACGACGGACAAAGAUAUAAUUAAAUACAAAUAAAUGUUUUUGAAUAAAGUGAAAUGUGCGCACAGUGCACGCCCAUUGCAUUACGAGACUGUGACAAAAUAAAUACCUAUAAUAAAUAGAUAAAAUAUUAUGUUAUGCCUUUAUUAAAAAAUAAAAUAUGACAGAAUUAUUGUAAAAUAUGUUUAUCUGUUUUUCUUUCUUUACGUUGAAUGCGAUAAGUUGAGUUUGGCGAUUUUUACAAAAGUGUGUGUGAGUAGGCCACACUUAACAUUUAGAGUUAAUGUUUAAAAAUUUUGAUCGUCAAUUAUAUUUUCAUUAUGUUUGGUAACUCGUCGUGCAUUAUCAUGUCCCAGUCAUAUAACUUAUAAAGAUUUUUUUCGGUAAACAUAUUAAAAUUCCCCCAAUAUUCAACUUUUAACGGCUGAAACAGAUGAAGUAGUGAUCGGUAGUCAAAAAUAAUUUUAUAUUUCCUAUUUUUUUCUUAUACCUAUAUGCACUUGUAUAUUUGAUUUGUAUAGAUUGUGUGACAAUUGGGCCGUUGUAAAUAUAAGUACAUAUUAUAUACGGGGCAUGAAUUGAAUGAAUAUUUCGUAUUAAAAAAUCUACGCGUCGCUUCGUAGUGAAGAAGCGAACACGCCACGGCUACGGCGUAGACGUUCUACGCCACUCGAAUAUAGAUACUUACUUUCUUAAUAGAAAUAAAUGUAAUGCUGUAUCUUUUUGCAUAAUGUUUUAUAUAGAUUUUUAUUGAUAUUAUCAAAAUAUCACUGUAAAUAGACAAUCUCAUAUGUAAUGAUUGCAGACAUUCACUAUAUUCUAGACCUUAUUAGAUAU
Messenger RNA from Amyelois transitella, 2480 nucleotides. It is a transcript of the gene byn, whose product is annotated as T-related protein. The coding region runs from base 227 to 1630 and encodes 467 amino acids. The record is from RefSeq and is a predicted model, not a curated record. Gene Ontology annotation, molecular function: DNA-binding transcription factor activity, RNA polymerase II-specific; RNA polymerase II cis-regulatory region sequence-specific DNA binding. Gene Ontology annotation, cellular component: nucleus. The transcript has 8 exons. NCBI's taxonomy places the organism in Eukaryota, Metazoa, Arthropoda, Insecta, Lepidoptera, Pyralidae. Gene Ontology annotation, biological process: heart morphogenesis; regulation of transcription by RNA polymerase II; cell fate specification.